GCACUUGUGAAGUUGUUAUAACCCCCCUCCUUGUUAUAAACAGGAAAGCACAGGAUAUAAAGCAAAAGACCCGCAUCCACAAAUACCAGCUCACCCGCCAGCUGCCAAGUUCCCCUUGAUGGUGUUUCUUGCUUGCAACCUUAGCCCCCCAGAAAGACUCUAGUGUUGCCCCCAACUCGGCAAACAAUGUUUUUGAAAUCUUCUUCAACCAGAGCUAUAGACCUGGUACCCUUGUGCCUUCUGCUCUCCUCUGCCUUCCUUCAAGGAGAGGUUGGCUCCUGGGGUCCACUCCUCUUUGGGGGCACUCAGCACCUGGAGAAUGCCUGUCUCCCACAGAGUGUGCCCAGCAUCUGUCUCGGGAGGGCUGCACCCCACAUCAGACACCAAACCUCUCACAGGGGUACUACCUCUAAAAAAGGUUUUGGUCAAGGGCCUCAGAAAGUACUUUGUAGGGCCUUGCUCUCUCCGUCUCCUAUUAGGCCUGGAAGAAGAGAGACCUUUUGUGGGAGACUCAAGGUCGUGGGGUGCCCCCAGGCCAACAGUAAAACCCACGCUGGUGCUCCCCCCCACCCUGCCUUCCUGGCCCUGCAGACCCGGCUUCGAGCCACCCGUCCACAUCCUGCCUCACUGACUGUGUGCUUACAGCGUCAAGGGGUGGACGUGAUAUUUCAAACAUCAGAUCAGUGCGUUUAUAUAUUGGGUGCCCGGAAAUUUUUCCAAAUAAACACAGCUUGAUUCAACUUGGGUGGGCGGACUUAUCAACAGACUAAUUCUAUAAACAAAUGAAGGAAUAGCCCCGAAACCGAUUGGCUGGUAUCAAAAAGACACGUGGAGAGAAAAGCUUGGAGUUUUUCAGCAAUGAAAUUUUAAUUAAUGUGGGUGGGCUGAGAACACAACGACUGUUUAUCAUAGACAAUUUAUUUUCCAGCGCUAAGUCAACAUAUAAUAGCAAACUUACAACAAUUAUUUAACAUUUUUAAAGCCAUGAAGAAAGGACAGAGCGCGGAGCAGCCAGGGAGAGCGGCAGAGCGGAGGGCAGACUCGAGGCAGGCUCCCCAGGAGGGCCCUUGUGGCGCGCGGCGCAAUCCUUGAGCCUCCGGGGUCGCCUGCCUACCGGAGCGCAGCGCCGGCUGUGGCUCGCCAUGAGUCACGUCUUCGGUCCCCGGCUGCCGGCUCUGGCCGCCUCGCCCAUGCUCUAUCUGUACGGCCCCGAGAGACCCGGGCUGCCUCUGGCCUUCGCCCCCGCGGCUGCUCUGGCCGCCUCGGGCCGAGCGGAGCCCCCGCAGAAGCCACCCUACAGCUACAUCGCGCUCAUAGCCAUGGCGAUCCAGGACGCGCCCGAGCAGAGGGUCACACUCAACGGCAUCUACCAGUUCAUCAUGGACCGCUUCCCCUUCUACCACGACAACCGGCAGGGCUGGCAGAACAGCAUCCGCCACAACCUCUCGCUCAACGACUGCUUUGUCAAGGUGCCCCGCGAGAAAGGGCGGCCCGGCAAGGGCAGCUACUGGACGCUGGACCCUCGCUGCUUGGAUAUGUUCGAGAAUGGCAACUACCGGCGCCGGAAGAGGAAGCCCAAACCCGGCGCCGGGGCCCCGGAGGCCAAGCGGGCUCGCGCAGAGCUGCAGGAGCGCGGCUCAGAGGCGCGGCCCCAGGCGGCCAGCGGGGCAGCGCGCCCCAGUCCCGGAACCCCCAGCCGUGAGGGAGCGCCCACGCGCCCCUCGCCCCUCGGGGAAGGCUCCUCUCCGCAGGCGUCCCUCCACUGGCUGGGCCCUGGGUCGCCGGACCAGGACGCAGGCAAUGCUGUCCAGGGCACCAUGGCGGUGGCGGUGGCGGUGGGCCAGCCAGCGCGCACGGGGGAUGGCCCGGGGUCCCCUCCGCGGCCCGCCUCCCGCAGCUCUCCGAAGAGCUCCAAGUCCAAUAGCUUCAGCAUCGACAGCAUCCUGGCGGAGAGGCAGGGCCAGACACCCGCUGGAGGGGGCGAGGUCCCGGGGGACGCCAAGCCAGGGCCGGCCGGCGGCCUGGGCGCCUCACUUCUGGCCGCCUCCUCCAGUCUCCGUCCACCUUUCAACGCCUCCCUGAUGCUCGACCCGCACGUCCAGGGCGGCUUUUACCAGCUGGGGAUCCCUUUCCUCUCCUAUUUCCCCCUGCAGCUCCCCGACGCGGUGCUUCGCUUCCAGUAAAGCAAACAGUGGCGCGUUCUUUCCUCUGCCCUGGCGGAGCCUCCUCUGAGCCACCGGCCAAGGUCCCACCGUCCCGCCCCCCGGAAAAGAGGCACAUUCUUUUAAAAAGGAUCUUUGCUUGGGUAGACAUUAGGGUUCUGGUCAGCCUCGCCAACUUCUGUGCGCAGGUGAGCGCGUUUGCCCCCCUCCUCAGGAGUGGAUUUACCCAGCAAUGGGAACUGGCUUUGGAGAGCUAAAAGAACCACCCUGUGGGGAUUUGAACAGACCCUUUCCAGGAGAAUUCCUUGACCUAAUGACUUGAUCCUCUGCUGCCACCACAGGCCCUGGGCUACUAGGCAGGAGAACCCUGCUGACCACCUGAACACAGGACUAACAGUCACAGUGGUCUUUGGAUCUACAUACUAUGGUUGCAGGCUCCCAUGUCUUGUGUGGCCUGGGCUUUGACUUUGAGUACCCUGUGUUGGGGGGGGGGCAGUUCUCAGUUGGCUUUGUCCCAGAAGUCCAGUUUGGGGCUCAGGGUGGCCCCUAUUCCAUGGGGUCAUUUUGGAAAUGUAGGCCUGGUUAGCAUUUAUGACCAAGGUUAAGGUGGAUGCCAAGAAACCCCGGAAAGCAGUAACACUUUUAUUUUAAAUGGAGAAUUCUUCUCUGAAUUUCUUUCUAGGCAGUAAAAGAAACAUGCUUUA
Messenger RNA from Marmota monax (woodchuck), 2866 nucleotides. It is a transcript of the gene Foxl1, whose product is annotated as forkhead box L1. Gene Ontology annotation, molecular function: DNA-binding transcription factor activity, RNA polymerase II-specific; RNA polymerase II cis-regulatory region sequence-specific DNA binding. Gene Ontology annotation, biological process: cell differentiation; anatomical structure morphogenesis; regulation of transcription by RNA polymerase II. The coding region runs from base 1143 to 2183 and encodes 346 amino acids. The record is from RefSeq and is a predicted model, not a curated record. Lineage: Eukaryota; Metazoa; Chordata; Mammalia; Rodentia; Sciuridae. The transcript has a single exon.